CAUGGUGACGGCCCCCCCCCACCGGACAGGCGGGGCCCACCAUGGUUCCCAUAGAGACACGGCCUACAGCCACGAACAGGAAGACGGGCGGGUUGGCGUUGAGGCUGAUAUAAAUUCCGUUAAGCCCAUACGUGGAGCAACAGGAGUACCUAUCAACCUGCUCUUUAUGGAUAUGCUUGAAGCUGAAGCUGGUCUACAGAAGACAGGCUACAGGUUGCAUGAAGUGGAAACUCUUCUUUCUGCUAUGACUGUUGAGAGAGAACAGACAAUACAAGCAUCAUCGUUGAACUGUGGUAUUUUACCUGAAGGAGAGAAACAGAUACUUCAAUAUGAUGAUAAAAGUUAUCUUAGAAAAGAUAUUCCAAUCUUGGAAAUACAGAAGCUGAAGGAGCAGAAUGCCAGCCUUCGGGCUGCUGUUGCACAAAUGAGGAAAGAAAUGGAGAGUCUUGAUGAACAGAUGCAGUCCUCUCUUCCUCUGACAGAACAAACUAUCACUGGCCUAACUGCAGAAAUCUCGUCACUCACUCCUGGUUCAUUUUGCACAGACGAAGUUUCAGUUAGAACCACGUUGAACAACAUCAAUGUCAGCUCAAAUAACUUGGGUUGUAUAAUAAACCCAAACACAGAAAAGGGGUCAAAAACCAAAGCUCUUGAACAAAAGACGGUAGAUUUUGGCCCUAUCUCAGAUAAUUGUUGUCCUGGCGUUAGUCUUCAGUAUGGUUUCAGCUGCCCUCUACAAGGAAUGCAAAAUAAACUGAAUGAAGCAGCAAGGAAAAUAUCAGUUCUGAGCCAAGAGAAGCAGCAGCUGAUUGAAAUGGGAAACAGACCCAGAGCAGAUAUUGGAAUGGUAUUAAAGGAAGGACUUUGGCAUCCCAUUAGCUCUAAGCGCUGCACAGUUUGUGUUGCCUCUGGUAGCCUUUCUCCAAGAGAGCUUCUCAAAAGAACACAGUGUCAGCUUUCAGCUUUAAAGCAUCUACAACACAGGCUUGCAACACAGGAGCUGCAGUAUGCAAAGCAACAACAUCUCUCAAGGAUCUCUUCCGUAAUUGCCUGCCCUAACUUAAAGGGAGAAAAAGCUCCAAGCAGCUGUGGGGAAGAAACAGAAUUACCAUCUGCUCAGGUUAAGCUAGAUUUCUCUACUGGAAAUUGUGGGCCAGAGCAACAAAAGGCACAUGCAUCCUCAAAGAUGGUUCAAAGUCAGCCGCUCAAGGAAAGUCCUAGUCAAGCCCAGCAGACCUGGAUUUCUUCAUCUAGAGCACAUAGAUCUUGCCAAGGUAUUUGGCAAACUUUAGAAAUGAGAUCAAGGCCUUCUAUUCUCAGUUCUCAAAACAACACUAAACAAGUGAAUAGAACCGUCAUUGAGAUGGAGCAACUUCGUGGUUGCCUUUCAGAUACAAGUGAUGCACACACAGGCUUGAAAGCUCAGGAGUAGAAGAUGAGUUGGAACAAAGACAAGCAAGGUCCUUUGGACGUGAA
Cygnus atratus (black swan) is the source of this 1476-nucleotide messenger RNA. RefSeq names its product coiled-coil domain containing 57 (gene CCDC57). The record is from RefSeq and is a predicted model, not a curated record. Bases 2 to 1432 code for a protein of 476 amino acids. NCBI's taxonomy places the organism in Eukaryota, Metazoa, Chordata, Aves, Anseriformes, Anatidae. The transcript is spliced from 11 exons.